This is a messenger RNA of Fundulus heteroclitus (mummichog), 7140 nucleotides long. RefSeq names its product growth arrest-specific 2 like 1 (gene gas2l1). The coding region runs from base 616 to 3843 and encodes 1075 amino acids. Gene Ontology annotation, biological process: protein localization to microtubule plus-end; microtubule bundle formation; regulation of microtubule polymerization or depolymerization. Gene Ontology annotation, molecular function: actin filament binding; microtubule binding; cytoskeletal adaptor activity. Gene Ontology annotation, cellular component: actin filament; cytoplasm; microtubule plus-end. The transcript has 5 exons. The record is from RefSeq and is a predicted model, not a curated record. Lineage: Eukaryota; Metazoa; Chordata; Actinopteri; Cyprinodontiformes; Fundulidae.
CUCUUCCAUCGCUUAUCCCCCAUAAUGGGAUGUGGCUCCGAGUCGCUCUGCUGGUUUAAGCUGCAGCAGGUCAACAUAUUCAGCUGCGGGAGGCGGCGCGACAUGGGCUGAGCCUAUUUGCAGGGAAAUGAGCUGCGGACUGGGCGCCGCGCAGAGGUCGUGAUUUCUCCCGACGAGGAGCUUGAGGAACGGGCGGGCGGGCCUCGGACAGACACGGCGACACGUGGAGAUGCGUGGCCAGCGGGAACCAGCGGUCGUCGGGCGGAUUAACCGGGGAUCGGGUUAGCGCCGCCCGGACCAGGACUGGUCCAUUUUUUUUCUCCGCGCACACUCCUUGGAAACCUUGCGAUGCGCGCCGUAGAGGAAGCGGGUUUCGCAGACAUCCGGAAAACGCAUCCAUGCGCCGCGGCCGCCCCGCAUCCCGAUAUGCUCCCGACCACACAAAAGCCUGGCUUCAAUUAGCUCCGGAACGGAACCGCACACGCGCACCGGCAUGGGUGCGUCGACACGGUCACUGCGCUUCUUUUUGCGGUCGAGGCUCGUGCGUGCAGUUCUACAAUGAGGCCGUCGGGGAUGAUCAAGUGAGACUUUUUAAUUGAUACAUAACCUGCCAAUAUGGCUGAUCAGAGCAACAUUCAGUCCGCCGCCUCCAAGAGCAUCCGGCCCUUUAAAUCCAGCGAGGAAUACCUGUACGCCAUGAAGGAGGACCUGGCUGAAUGGCUCAAGGCGCUCUACGACCUGGACGUCACUGCGGACACCUUCAUGGAUGCGCUGGAGACGGGCUGCGCCCUGUGUCGGCACGCCAACACCGUCAACCGCACCGCGCAGGAAUUCCAGCUGGAGAACCCGGAGGCUGCCAAGUCCAUGAAGGUGCCGUCUAAGGACGUGGUCUUCCAAUCGCGAAACGUCAUCCCCGGCUCGUUCCUGGCGCGGGAUAACGUGUCCAACUUCAUUACGUGGUGCCGACAGGAGCUCUGGAUCAAGGACGUCCUCAUGUUCGAGACCAACGACCUGGUGGAGAGGUGCAACGAGAAGAACUUCAUCCUGUGCCUGCUGGAGGUGGCGCGCCGGGGCUCCAAGUUCGGCAUGCUGGCCCCCAUGCUGAUCCAGCUGGAGGAGGAGAUCGAAGAGGAGAUCCGGGAUCAGGAGAGCCUGCGGGCCGAGGGAGUGGAGCCGGCCGCAGAGAGCCCACCCAGCAGGAGUUACAGUCGGAAGGAGAGCUGUCAGAGUGUGGAGGACGAAGGGGAACCAGACCCAGAACCGUACGUCUGGCCGCAGAAGAGAGUUUUGUGUGACAUGCGUAAUUUGGAUGAGCUGGUACGCGAGAUCCUUGGCCAGUGUUCCUGUCCAGCUCAGUUUCCCAUGAUUAAGGUUUCCGAGGGGAAGUACAAAGUAGGAGACUCCAGCGCGCUGAUCUUCAUCAGGGUCCUGCGGACUCAUGUGAUGGUGCGUGUUGGAGGGGGCUGGGACACAUUGGAGCACUAUUUGGACAAGCAUGAUCCGUGCCGCUGCUCCGCGUUCGCACACCGCUACCACCAGGCUAAAGCAAGCGGCCAAGGUCAGGGAGCCCAGAGCAAGUCCUCCAGCGCCCACUCCUCCCGCUCCACCAGCCCAGGCCCACACUGGAGGAAUGAGGGCAUCUCCACUUACAAACCCACAGACAGACGCUCCUUGGAGCCUCUCUCUGCUCCGAGCGCAUCCUCCUCCUCCUCCUCUUCCUCCACACGGCCGGGUCGAUCCCAAAACGCCUCCGUCCGGACGGAGGUGGACGGCGCGGGAGCUCGAACUCUGCUCCCGAAACUGCCAAGAGAUCGCUCAGAGCCACGCCACUUUAAUCCCUUAAGGAAUAAAGAAACGCUGACAAGACGUCUCUCUGGAGACAGUGACUCUUCUACAGCCUCCUCUAAAGGAGGAGGAGGAGGAGGGCGGCAGUCACUUGGUGGACCUUCACGGCGCUCUGGUGAAAAGGUGGUACUGAUUGUCAACCGCAAGGAAGGGAAGCAUAUGAUCGAGAGGGGGGGAACAGGCAAUCAAACUCCAUCCACAAGUUCCUCAACGCCCCGGGCACGCAGCCAGUCACGGGAGCGUUCCUCACUUCCACCCACCCUCAAACCCAACCCACCGACGGGAUCUUCUGAUGGUACACGGACGUCUCGCACCGACAGAGGGCGCUCUGUUGGUAACGAGGGCCCGAGGAGGCUCCAUGUUCCUCGUUCUCACAGCCAGAGUAAGUUAACUAGUAGCGCUCUGUCGAGUGACGGCAGCCCUUCGCACAAUUCCUCUCCUAGGACCGCCCAUCCUCCACCAUCAGAAAGACAAGUGGAUCUGCCUAAACAGGUAGCCCCGUCAUCUCCCAGAGGGGGUGUUGGUUUCAAUAAGAAGCAAUCUUUGUCUUGCACGAACUCGCCUGUUAAAGGAGUCCAAAGCAACAACAACAGCCCCAUCAAGAAGACUGUCACUACUCCUAGACCCCAAGCACCCCAUUCACCAUCUACAGGAAGAAGCAAACUACUACCGCCUGUCUCCUCUGGAGGGCGACGUCCGCCACACUCAUCUCCUCGCAACUCUAACAACUACGCCAUUCGCUCGCCUCGGCUGCCACAGUCUCCCCGGUCGGCUGGGCGAGGCCAGCCUAAAAAUAGCUCUCAUCUGGAGACCCAGGUGGCUGGAGACGAGGGGCUUGGGUCAGGCUACCAGAUACUGCCACCAUUGGACCCCCAGAAAGAACAGGACCUCUAUCGCAGCUUUGAGGCUGAGUUUUUGGCCAACACCCAGCAGGUCAGGGAAAAUUUUACUGGUAAGGCUGUAGGAAGAGCAACCCCACAGGUAGUACCUGCACUGACUGAGCCUGCUGUAUCCGAUUCUGCUUCCUCUUCCUCUAACUCCUCCACCUCUUCUGUGAACGUGGGUGCAAAGACUGGACCUCUGCCUGACCUCAAGAAAACCACGAGGACUAACCCCCGACAUUUCCCACCAGAGGACCCUUUAAAUAUUCUUUACGGACAAAAUCUUGGAGAACUUGAUGGUUUGGGUCAAGCCGAGCGUGACCUCUGGGGGGAACGUAAAGGGUGUCUCAAGAAGCUCCCGGCAAUUUCUAGUUUAGUACAGGAAAGGGAAGCGCCAACUUCUUUGCCUGGGCUUGGAGUGACUGAGUCCGAUGAGCUGAUGAAUCACAUCCCGUCUCUACCUGCUAUGGAUAGCAGGAAUAUGAAUGGAGAACAUGAGUGUUCUCCUACAGGGGGGCUCUCGGGUCAACAACGUCCUCUUGCCUUGAGCUCAGUGACAGAAGGAGAUGUUUCACUAGAAAAUCACCAGCCAAAUCUACCUUAUGAUCUUGAAAAUGGAGACAGCAGUGAUUACGUGCUGCCUCCAGAGGGUUGUCAAUUACCUGUACCGCUUGCCCACUCUGAGGACUGCUCUUUCCAGGAUUCUUCAAGUGAAAACUCCUCAAUGUCCUUCAGCUUGAGUGAAUCCCGCUCUGGAUCUCCUCCACCGUCAGUAAAAAUAACCAAUGGAGAAAAGGGACAAAGCGAUGAAGUCUCGAUCUCUGAGCACAAACUGGGUGUCAAGUUAAGGCCUCACGCUGACAAUAGGCUGCAGAACACCCCCUCACGAAUCCCCACACCUGUCAGACACAAAAAUGUUCACACUAAUAAAACUCUGUCACCUUGCAACACGCCGCCACUGUCUCGUAAGAGCUCCCAUCCUGCUUCAUGCAAGAACUUGCACCAAAAGUUCACAGACAUGAUCCAUCCUCAGUCUCACUCCCCAGCCGUAGGCAACAAAGACUGCUCCUACCCUGCACAGGGGAGCCUUGACACUGAAGCUAUAGCACAAAACUGACUGCUGCAGCAGGUUGUUUGACUACUGUGUGAUAAAAAGGCUUAAAUUUGAGCUAAAGUGUUGGUCAUUGCAUGUUAAACAUACCUUUUCAUUUAGCUUUUUCUAGAGAUGCGCCAAUGAGAAAUCUGUGGCCGAUUAGAAAUCUUGGACCUACUGAUACUGAUUUUAGUUGACAGCAGUUUUUCUUGAAGAACUCUGAAAAACAAUGUUCAAAAUACAGCAGUUGCCUUAAAACAGGGAUUUACUAAUUUGAAACCAAGACAUUUUAAAGAGUUGUAGACUGUCUUUAGUAUGUUAGAUUAGCAUUUAGCAUGGUUAGUAAAGUUAGCGUUAUUAGCUGUAAGCAGCAUUCCCUGUGUGUUGUCCCUAGAAAAUGUAGAUGCUAACCCUAAUGUUAAGCUUUGAAAAAGGUUUUCCAAAAUGCCAAAAUCCUUUCCAGAUCCGUUAUUUUCCAUGACUAGCCGAGGUUGGAGACUCAAAAACACGAGCCGGUGUAACUUUGCUACCGGCUGUUUAGCCUUUCUGUUAUCUACCGAAGUCACCUCUGGUAUAAGUUUAGUUUAGUUUUUCUUUGCCAAAUCUGCUAAAAAGUCCACAAGCCAUGAGUUGGGAUCCUGUGGCAGAAACCUCAUUUUUGUAAUUUAAUCUUUUGGAUACAAAGUGGCCAAAAGACUAAAUUACAAAAUGAGCAGAACCUGCGGAAGUCUGGCAGCCUGCAUUAGCAGCUGACAUCCCUGUGGGAGGACUUUCCCGUCUGGAAGCUUGUUAAACAUUUUGUGCUGCCUUUUACUACUUUGUCUAAAACUUCCCUGGCAUUAAAAUACAUUCUUCUUCACUCGGUAACAACUUCAGCACUAAAGAGUGUUGUGGUUUAGGGCAACCUUGUAAUGCUUUGUAUCGUUCGGAAAAAACAUCCAAAUUUUGAGUUUCUCACCAGCCGGUCGCACUGUUAAUCAUCUGAUCCCAGUCACUAACCUAUUUCCAGGCGCAUCUGCAUCCUUUCCCUGCGGGGUGGUCUACUUUGCUUUUUUUGCACUCAAGCCAAAUUUUUUUAUUACCAAAGGAAUGGUCUUUAUUUUUGUUAUGACAUUGUUUGCAUGGAGCUCUUUUUGCCAAUCAUAUAGCGUUUUUGUUUUUUUUUAUCUUUUUCUCCUAGCAGCACACAUUAUUACAACUGACAUCCAGAGAUAGAAAGAGCAUCUGUGCUGCCAUGUGCUGCACCAUGGGGCAUGGUAAAGUGCCAGGUAUUUUAAGCUUCACCUUUAUAAAACUGCACUAACACUAAACUAUAGUCAAAUGAACCCUUUUCUGUUGUGGUUGGUCGUCGUCUCUCAGCUUACUUUAGUAAUACUGGUACUAAAACUUUUAGAUUAUACACAGUAGUUGUCUUGAUCUGGGGUUUAGUAUAUACAUACAUAUAUAUAUAUAUAUAUAUAUACAUUUUAAUAAGUGUAAUACACAUACUCUGCAAUCUAGAUUCAGCUGACCUCUAGACACAUACAUUACCAACUAAUUUCUGUACAGCAGUCAGUCAUUGUAGUCGAGGUUAAUGAUAUUUAUUUAAUAAUUACAUUUUGUCUAAUCGGGUUGUUUUAACGCAGUGUUUUAAUUUAUGGAUUAUUUGUGGAAAAAAAUAUAAAGAGCAUUGAAAUUUGUGUUAUUUGCGUCAUUGUCACUGAAACUGAAAAGUUGAGUGCUCCGUCUCUGACCAAACGGUCACUCCGGUGUUUUAACAAAUACGGGGAGCAGGAAUCACACGCUGACCAGAAUGAAUGUGUAAAUACGUGGUGGGAGGGUUUGUUUUUGUAAAUAGAAGGCAUGGAAUAUACAGUUUUAAUGUACAUACUUUGCUGAAAUAAGGCCUGUGCUGCCUUAGCUAUGCAAUUCAUACAUGGUGUUGGAAAAUGCCUUGACAACUGCCUUUGCCUUAAAACGUUUUGUCAUGAAUUUGUUUUUUUUUAAUGUUUUUUUUAUUUUGCUUGAAUUUGGUAACACUACAUUACCAUAAUUUAUUCUUUAUUGUAAAAGAAAUGGAAAGUAUUGAGUGUGAAUGUCGGGAAAAAUUGAAGAACAUUGACAGUUUUUUUAAUUGUACAAUAAAUUUGAUGUUGAAUCCCAGUCCUUGAGAGACAUACUAAUGUAUUCCAUCCAGACUGUGGUGGAGAUUAGACAACCUGGUGGGGACAUCUAGUGGCUAAAACAGACAUUUUUGCUGUAAUUCAUUCCUGCCUGUUUAUAUUGUAAAGCCCUGGUUGCUGAUUAGAACCAGCACCAACGGAAUGACCUAAUGGAAAUGGAUGGAUGAAGCAAGACUGUAACUUGAGUUUGAGCAAAGGUCUUGAAUAAUUCAUGCUGUAACUGGAUAUUAAGUUUUUUUUCUUCUUGUGUUUUAUUCCUGAAGCUGCUGUUGUCAUCAGUGCAAGAGACCAGAGUCCAGUUACAGACCAUGACAGUACUGUUUUAUGGAACUAAUGGGUGCAGAAUAUGUAAAAAGAAUUUUAUAAGUUGAAGAGUUUUUGCUGAAACUUCAAAAACAUCUUAGAACGAGGGGGUUUAGUGGGAAUACUGUGGAUUGUAUGCAUGUUUUUUGCAGCACACUGUAAGUGAAUGGGCUAAAAAAGAAGGUCUAGAGAUUGUGAGUAUGUAUGUACAUAUGGUAUUGUAACUUGUAUAGAGUUGGAGUAAAGAAGGCAAGGGUGUUGAUCUAAUUUAUUUAUUUAUGGUAUCAGCUCUCAAUGGACUCAAAAGACUUCUGCAUCCAGUGGACCGUCGGUGAAUGGGGAUUUGGAGGAUCCAGUAAUUUGAGGGAAUUUGUUCAAAUAUUGCCACCUAAGAAUUGAAAAUAUCAAAUAAAAAUAUGAGUAUUUGGUCUUGUCUCCAACUUUUGAAGAUGUUCAUAGCUACAAAUAUUUGAUUCUUGGUUAGUCUUGUUGGAGCCAUUGGUUUUUACUUGAAUAAACCCGUGUUUUGAAUUUAUUUUGGCGCAUUCAAUUUUGAUUCACUGGUAGUUUAAAUCUACCAGCUAUGUAAACUGUGACAUCGAGAAAACAUGUGAAAAUAUUUUAACAGUUAUAAAAUUAGUUAUUUAAUUGAAACAUUUUUAAAUGUCAUAAGAUUCUCACUUUUAACCUGAAUCAGUGAAAUCUGAAUGUUUGUGAUGUGAUGCCAUUUUACCAAAAGAUGCAUAGAUUGCUUGAUACUGUGUAGUAUGUCAGUAUACAAGAGCGAUGCUGAAAAAAGAAGUUUCUUUUUUUGAUUCUUAAAAUGCUUUCUUGUAAUAAACACUUUUCUUCUGAA